AUGGAAGCGCUUGGUGUAUACGUGUCUAGCGAUGAGGAAGAAACUCGACGCCCAAGUACAUUACACUCUACAAAUUCUCCAUCAUUUUCUCUUCCUGUCAUCAAUUCUUCACCUUUUAUCACUGUCUCUGACCAUCAAGACCAAGCAAAUAAAACAGCCUUCCUGACAGCUGGAACACAGACCCAAUUGGCUUUAAAUCUUCCUAUUGAGUCAACUUUAGCUCCCUAUAUAGGCCCACAAGGUCUCAAUUCAACAGACACUUCAAUACUGGACCCUCUACGUGCUGGUAGCGGCAAGGAAAUCGUUACAGGCGUCGUAGAACCGACAAAUCUCGAAGAUUACAGCUUUGAAGCCCAAUAUCAUACAUUCAAUCAGACUUUGAGCCACAAGUUGACUCGAAAUCGAGUGAAAGGAGCUCCUCCAGCUGCUCCAGCACUAGCUGGAGAGAAGGAGACGGAGUCAAGUGUCCCUUUAGAGGUAGUACAUGCCAAAAAGAGGAAGAACGAAACACUUUUCAAGGAACGAGGAGCUCAAGAAGACUUUGGAGAGGAACAUACGAGUGGCAUUUGGGCCCCAUAUUAUGAUAAAGGCAAGUACUUGACAGAUGUAGAGCAGGGAACACUGACAGAGCAGCAAAAAGUGCUUUUAAAAGAACAUCAAGAAGCCAAACGACGCAAAGCUGAAGCAAAGAGUGAAGUCGAUGAUGAAAUGGAUUUUGACCGGAUGGUCGAAAAGAAAACGGCACAUUUGUUACCGGCGAGAUUGAAAGCUGGACAGAAGGCAUUGGAAGGAAAAUCGACAUUUUGUGGAGAUCAAGAGUAUGAUUAUCAAGGACGGGCAUGGAUCGAACCUCCACGAACUCUUAAACCGGAUGAUGGCGAUCAUCAGGUGUUUCUGCCGAAACGUUGUGUGCACAAAUGGACAGGACAUACUAAGGGUGUUCAGGCAAUUGAACUGUUCCCUAAAUAUGGCCACUUGUUGCUUUCAGGUAGCAUGGAUAAUACAGUGCGUAUCUGGGACGUCUACAAUGAACGCAAAUGUCAACGGGUGUAUGAAGGCCACUCGGGUGCUGUGCGGGGUAUUAACUUUAGUGCCGAUGGACGGCAGUUUUUGAGUUGCAGCUUUGAUCGGUAUAUCCAGUUGUGGGACACGGAAACAGGACAGAUAGUGAAUUCGUUCACGACACGACGAGUGCCAUAUUGCGUCAAGUUCUAUCCAUUGGAUAACACGCAGUUCGUCGUGGGUGACUCCAAUAACAUGGUAGUGCAAUUUGACACUCGGUCGGGCGAGAUUGUGCAGGAGUAUAACCAUCACUUGCAGGCUGUGAACUCGGUUACGUUCGUGGACGACAACAAGCGUUUUGUGAGUACGUCCGAUGACAAGAAGCUACUGGUGUGGGAAUGGGGUAUCCCAGUACCGAUCAAGUACAUUUCGGAGCCAAGCAUGCACUCGAUGCCAGCCGUGACUCUCCACCCAAGCGGUGGCUUCUUUGCUGGUCAGUCACUCAACAACCAGAUCGAUGUCUACUCAGCGCGAGACAAGUUCAAGAUCAACCGUAAGAAGGUGUUUAAGGGCCACCAGAAUGCUGGGUACGCGUGCCAAAUCGGAUUCUCUCCCAAUGGUCAGUACGUCAUGUCAGGCGAUGGCCAGGGUAAGUUGAUGUUCUGGGACUGGAAAUCAACGAAAAUGAUCAAGAAUCUGCGCGCUCACGACCGGGGUCCAACCAUGGGAGCCAUUUGGCAUCCUCUUGAGCCUAGCAAGGUGAUCUCGUGUGGUUGGGACGGCCUCAUCAAGUAUUGGGAUUAG
Messenger RNA from Peronospora farinosa, 1806 nucleotides. The record is from the annotation of a GenBank genome assembly. Lineage: Eukaryota; Oomycota; Peronosporomycetes; Peronosporales; Peronosporaceae.